AGCAUCCACUGUACACAAUAUGGCUUCACCCAUCUCCAUCAUUUUUGUUCGCCAUCUCCACUACCAAUAAUUUUUUCGCAUCACAUGGACAUCCAUCUCAACAUCGUUACGAUUCACCGCCCAUCUCAUCUUUCCAGGUUGAACAUAGACUUGUUUUCCAGCAGUCUUCUAAGAAUCACUGAUCGAUUGCCGACAGAAGUAAUUUAUAAUCGGCUGCAUGAUGCAGAUGCAUCACCGUGAUCACCUCCAUGAUAAUCAUGUUGUCGAUACUUACUCAUAAGAAUCAUAAUGUUGAGGAUCACGAACACUACGAUCAUCCGUACACUACGAUCAUCCGUACUCUUCUUCUUCAGCUGUUCUACGUCGUCCUUCUUUUCUACCGAGUUGUAUUAUUUUUUUCUCGUCCUCGUUAUUCGUUGGUCAGAAAUGAGGCUCCUUGAUAUUUUCUCUGACCUUUAAAUUCCUAAUUAAUAGUAAUCCUUGUGUCCUAUUAUUGGAGGUAUUUUUGGUCUGACUAUGCCAUCACGUCUACUUGAAGGUAGUAAAAGAUCCAAAUUCAAAUUCAAAAAAAAUCAUUCGGUUCUUUGAUGAAAUCUGCGCCUCCUCGUUCUUGUAUCUAUUAUUGCUACUAAUUGGUUCUGGUGGUCGGUACCUACUAGAUUCACAUUUUAUUACAUACAAAAUGCCUGGUGCUCAUGGUGCUGGUUGCAAUUGCGCAGAGGAGGCGCAAACCCUUGGUCUAACCGCCAAAUGGUUGAAUCCGUCGAUAGCUCUGGACCAAGCUGUAGCCUUAAACGUCGAGACAGGUGAUAUCAAGACGGUUUUGCGAAAGAUUAUGGCUCUCAGUAAUAUGCAUCUCUGACUUUGGCUGCAAGUGCAACUGCAUCCUUGAAAUUAAGUUGAAAUCUGAUUCUAAUUACAUGGGGGAGUAAUAUUUCCACCACGACCUUGUGCUUAUGAAUAAACUCUUGUUCAAGAUAGAUUGAUGCACUUAAAACAUGAAUUAUUGCGGAGAGGUCUAAAAAGACGUAUGCAGAAAGGCUACAAGAUGCACUUGGCUUCGUAGCGACGCCUGAGGACGACAACGAGAUGCUCAUCUUCAUACCAUUUGCCUCGCCUGUAUUACUCCAGUCAGUAUACAUCAUAGGGUAUGGCCGCAAGGAAUAACUUUGUUGAUGUGGUUGGUUCUUGUCUAUUAUUUGAUAAUUCCAAUUCGUCGCUUCUAUAUCCGACGUAGUUUCAGAUUCAGUUUGUUGCUUCUACUACAGUCACCGUGCUUGUUCUGCUACUUCAGCAGGAGCUACUGUGGAGCUUGAGUUUGAGAUGACUUCCACUCAACCUCCUCCUAUGCUUACUCUACCUUUAGCUGUAUCUCGUCUCGAUUUAGAAACACCCCCUACUUCAUUCCCUCCUCCAUCCUCCUCCUUCUCCUCCAUCCCCCUCUAAGCACAAGGAGAAGGCCAGCGACAUCCCAGGAAAGCGCGACUGUUUGCAAAUCCGCCAACCGCUGCGACAGAGUUUAGCGACUUCGAAGAUCGCACGCCAGAGCAGGAACUAGAUGUUGCAGCAGAUCUAUGUGGCACAUAUGAAUACCCUCUACGCGCGAACAAAUUCUGCAACCUUCAAAUGCUAGUCGUGCAUUUAGUCGCGGUACUUUAGAUGGUUUCAUCAUUUUAAAAUCGGCAGGUUCGUAGGCAAUUAGUGCGCAGUAAUAUAAGGAGGUAAUCUGAAAGAACGUCUUCAUCCUCCCACAACAGGACGAGGGUGCCGACGAGAAGGAAUUGUAUUGGAUCGGGUUAAAGGGGAUACCUACGCAGUAUAGGCGAGAAGCAGUAAUAACCGUGUACGAAAGCCAAGCGAACGCGGCAGAUCAUAAAACGCCAGAAGAAGAAGCUAUGGAAAUGCACAUGAUGCAAUGA
Messenger RNA from Amoebophrya sp. A25, 1919 nucleotides. The record is from the annotation of a GenBank genome assembly. NCBI's taxonomy places the organism in Eukaryota, Dinophyceae, Syndiniales, Amoebophryaceae.